Molecule: messenger RNA, 420 nt
Organism: Stegodyphus dumicola
Lineage: Eukaryota; Metazoa; Arthropoda; Arachnida; Araneae; Eresidae
Product: piggyBac transposable element-derived protein 2-like
Source: RefSeq, a predicted model, not a curated record
AUGGGCGGGGUGGAUCACGACGACUGGUUGGCUGGACUUUAUUCCAUUAAAAUUCGUGGAAAAAAGUGGUACUGGCCACUUUUUAUACGUUUGCUGGAUAUGGCUAUGGUAAACGCCUGGAUAAUUCACAAAACUCUGAACAAAAAUGAAGCUCUAAACUUGAAGGAUUUCCGAAGAGCUGUAACAACAGUUUAUCUAAAAGAAACUGUGAUAAGAACAAAAGGUAGACCUAGGAUCUGGACUGUACUUUCUGAUGCAAAAGAAGGCAUCCGUAAAGAUAGUGUUGGACAUUUUUUACUAAAGCGAGAAAAACAGCGUCGUUGGCAAAGAGAGGGCUGGAAAAGAAAAUCAAAAACAUACUGUGGCAAAUGUGACAAAACACUCUGUCAGGCUUGCUUUGAACCUUUCCACCAAGAUUAG